AUGAUUUUAUUGGAUGGUGUGUGUCGUGGAUUAUUCGAUGAAGAAGAUAUUGGUUAUGGAGAUGAUCGUGCACCAUUCCCUGCCAAUAGACCCAGUGGUGGUUACAACUACUCUGGUGGGCCAAGCAGAAGAGCACCUGCUGACAAAAGAUCACAACAUGGUUUCGUUGGUCUCUUAAAUCAAGGAGCAACAUGUUAUUUGAAUAGUUUAAUUCAAUUGAUGUAUAUGACACCUGAAUUAAAGAACAAUCUAUAUAGCCUGAAUCUCAAGGAUUUAGAUUUAGAACAACUAACAAACAACAACAACAACAAUGACACUACACAACCAACAAAUGUCACUGCCAAUACAACUGCUACCACUGCCACUACCACCUCCAUUAGUUCAGCAACAUCAACAACAACUACUCAAAAUGUAUCAACUAAUAAUAACAUAACUACUUCAAAUACAUCAUCUAAAAACAACAACAACAAUAAUAAUAGUAGUUAUAUAAAUAAUGAUUUAGUAUCAUUUAUGAAUGAAGAUAUGGACGAUGAUAUUAUGAAUAAUGUUGAAUGGGAAGAGAUUGGUACUGGUGUAUAUCCACCGAGAUCAACCAAUGAUGAUAUUAACGAUAUAAAUAUAAUUGAUAAUAUACAUAUUAAUAAUAGUAAUGAUGGUGAUAAGAUGAUUGUAGAUAAUAGUAAUGGUAAUAAUAAUGGUAAUGAUAAGAGUGGUAGUAAUCAACAAGUACAGAUACAAGAACAACAACAACAACAACAACAAUUACAAGAUAGUAAAAAGUUAAAUGAAGACGUUGUAUUCGAGGAUUUCAAUAAUAAUAGUGAUCCUUUUGCACAGUACGAUCAGGAUUAUGUACAGUCGGUGUUGGCUUUUGGCUUUGAUGAAUCGAGGGUGUUGGAAGGUUUGAAGAAAUUCCCACAUGUCUAUCAACAGGAGCGUCUUAUCAAUUGGAUACUCUCGGACGACGUCGUAGAUGCACAGAACUUUGACUUUCCCGACUUGGUUCCACUCGGAACUUUCGACGAUAGCAGUCAUCAACUCGCUACCAACACCGACGACUACGCUGCAUUCUCAAUGGAUUUCAACACUGAUGAUAAUAUUGCAAAACAAUCAAACAAUAACAACAACAAUGAUAACAACAACAAUAAUAAUAGUAGUUCAAAAGCAAUUGUUUUAUAUGAUGUAAAUAAUUUAAAUGUAACAUUAAAUAAUCAUAAUAAUAAUAAUAAUAAUAGUAAUAGUAAUAGUAAUAAUAAUAAUGGUGGUGAUGGAAUAGUAAUAGAUUCAGAUGAGAUUGGUAAAGAGAAGAGUAAUGUUAAUGGUGAUGGUGAUACUACUAGUUUUAUACCUUUGUUGGCAGCUGCAUUCGAACAACAACAACAAUCUAUACCAGGACCAGUAACAUUACCACAACCAGCACAACCACAACCAAAGAAGAGAAGAGGUAGAGUUUUAGCAUAUGAAUUGCAACGUUUGUUUUCAUUCUUGCAGGUCGGAGAGGUGCGUGCUAUCAGUACUGAAGAUCUUACCAAGAGUUUCGGUUGGUAUGGAAGUGAAGCGUCGGAGCAACAAGACAUUCACGAACUCAAUCGUAUUCUCUUUGACGCCGUAGAACACUCGAUUAAACUCACCGCAAUCGAGAAGAUCAUAGUACAACUCUACAGAGGUGUAUUAAUUAAUAGAAUUGAAUGUACAAAAUGCGGAAAAAUCAAAGAUAGAGAAGAGUUUUAUCAAGAUAUUCCUAUUCCUAUUAAAGGAUUCAAGACGUUGGAAGACAGUCUAAAGGCAUUCGUCACUCCAGAGGUGUUGGACGGCGACAAUAAAUAUAGUUGUGACGAUUGCAAUGAGAAGGUGAAAGCAAACUUUGGUGCUAAACUAGGUCAACUACCACCGAUUUUAGUAUUACCAUUGAGAAGAUUCGAUUUCGAUUAUCAAAGAGGAUCAAGAGUAAAGAUUACAUCACAAUUUGAAUUCCCAAUGGAGUUGGAUAUGACUCCGUAUACAUCGGAUUACUCGCUGCACGAGAAGAAUCCAGAUACCGUACCGAAACCAGAUGAACAAUUGUAUGAACUAUUCGCAGUGUUAAUUCAUAGUGGUGGUGCAUACGGUGGUCAUUAUCAUGCUUAUAUCAAAGAUAUAACUAAACAAGGUGUAAUUGAAAUUAAUCAACCAACAACUGAAUCAACAACAGUAACAACAACUACACCUGUUAAUUCAGAAACAACAACUACUACAACUUCUACAACAAAUGCAACUGAAACAUCAGAAUCAGCUGCACCACAACAAACUACUAAUAGUUUAGAAACAGGUGCAGAGAGUCAACUACCAGUGGAAGUUAAAUCCAAUGGUCAGAAUCAUCAUGCACAAAAGAAUAACAAGUCAAAGAAGAAUAAGAUUGAUGUUCCACAUGUAUACUCUGGUUGGUUCGAUUUCAACGAUAGUACUGUCACUCCAAUUCCAGAUUCAUACAUUGCCAAACAAUUUGGUAACAAAACAGAGAGUGCUUAUAUGUUAAUUUAUAGAAGCAAAGAUUUAAAGACAGAUAAAAGUAGUGAUAUUCCUUUGCAUUUGGUCGAUGAAAUGAAUCGUUUCAAUACCAGUUUGGAGGAGCAGAGAAUGUCCUACGAUUUGACUAUGAAUACAAUGUUUGUGAAUCCAAGAUUCUUUAAUGAAUUUGAUAUCGUUGACAAUGCUCUGGUGGAGAAGAACAACUUGCAACCGUCGGAAUUGUCAUUGGCAUUGGAUGUCGGUUUCUCGGUGCAGGAUCUCUACAGUCAUAUUCGCAAGACCUACGAAGAUCGUAUCGAUCACACCUCCAAGCUUGUCAUACAAGAGAUCAUUGUGAAGGAAGGACGUGUCACACUGUUACCACCACUCAGCUCAGUAUCCUCGACCAACAUCAAAAAGACUGGUUUGAGAGAGGGUUGUUCACUGUUGAUAUGGCGAGGUGCCAAUGCCGAGGGCAUAACUACUCCACCCAUUAAUUUCACUGUUGACUAUUAUCCUGCGGUUAGAGUUGAUGUCAGUGAUGCAAGCAGUUCCGUCACCGGACACAAACAACAAUUCAAUCUCUCCAUUGAGAGAGAUGCUACUUUCGCAGAGUUGUUGAAACUCGUUGCUCAGAGUUGCCAGCUUCCAGUGGCUAGUUUGGCAGUCUAUCGUAAUUCCGCCAAUCAAUUGUUGCUGUUGGAAGACGAUAUGCCAAAUGUCCCAUUAAUCGACAGAGUCUACAACGGUAUCGGUUUGCUCGUGGAGGACAACUCGCUGAAAUUCGAGGAGUCUGCGCUUCGUCAGGAGUUUGAGAUGAAUCGAUUCAAAAUACAGUUGUAUGUGAGCGAUCGUAUCGAUAACAUUGAUAACGACAACGAUUCAUUCACAACCAACAAGCCGAUUACCAUUCACUGCGAUCCAAAGUCGACUAUCCACCAGGUGAAGGAAAUCAUUCUCGAUAUGACAAGACCCGCGGACAAAGCAUAUCUGCUACGCUCCACCGUCAUUAGAAAGACACAACGUGGAGGUUCACCAGGUUCCACCAUCUCUGACGAUUCUCUCACGCUGAAGGAAGUGGAUAUCACCGACAGCUCGUUGAUUCUCAUUGAGAAGGGCACCCCGACGCAGCAGACUAUCACCAUCCGAUUCAUCUACUUGAAGGACAAGAGCAUAAGAACACUCUACUUCCCAAAGAAAGAUACCAUUGUCAAUUUGAAAAAGACAAUGUUGGAUCGGUUGGAUAUCGAUGUUGAACAGCUGCCAAACUUUGUUCUAAAGACAACGGAUUCAUUCGAUAUGCCACUUAAUAUCAUCUCUGAGGAGGACAUGACACUUGAGGAAUCGGGAUUGCGCUCAGAAGAUCUACUGGUAAUAACAGAGGGAAUCAUUCCAUCGAAGGACGAAAUCAUCUUGAAGUUUGGAUUGUAUCAAGUGGAGAAUGCCUACAAACAAUAUCCUUCACCAUCGUCACCGGUCCUCCAUUUGAAUCCACAGUACAGUCCACUGACAUGUGACUUGUUCACAGUGAAAACGGUCGGUGAUCUCUCGCUCAACAAGAAGCUCACUAUCAAUGAGUUGAAAGCAGAGUUGUUGUUAUGGCCAAAACUAACAGAGCUAUACCCACAGUAUGACGCAUCGCAAGACGACAUUCGUCUGUGGCUGGAGGAGAAGUUGCUCUCUGGACAUGGAUGUGGAAAUAAACAGUUGGCUAAACUACACAUUCAACAAGAGGCAUCGAUCACCAUUGAAUUCUUCAAGAAGGAGACACUCCCAGUUGUUGAAUCCACCAAUCCACCACCCAUUCUCCUAUAUCUCCACAAGAGAAUACCAGAAUCUCAGUGUUUCUCUCAUCCACCAAGACAGAUCUAUUUCACUGGCAAGCUAAUCUCUGAACUUCUCACACAAAUAUCAAGCAUUUGUGAAGUUGAAGAGGAACAUCUUAAAAUCUAUAAAUAUGUCACACAUCAACACAACAAUCCGUGGCGUAUUAUUGAAGAGCGUGCAAUCAACAACAACAACAAUAACAAACAAAAUAAUAAUAAUCAGUUAUCAAUUAAUAUUCAUGAUGAUUCAACUGAACAAUCACCUUCAACAUCAGCACAACAAGAAGAUAACAACAACAAUAUGAUUUUGGAUGGUGAUUACAAUUCCAAUUCAACUGUAAAUAUUAAUGCAGAGAAUGAACUACCUAUUGAUUCUGUAGUUGACGAACCAACAAACAAUAUCAUAAAGACCAAUGAGAGUGUUGAUGAUUCUAGCACCAGUGGUAAUAGCUCUAGUACUCUAUCGACUGGCAACAUUCCACCACCACCUCCACCACGUCCAGAAAAGAAAAAGAAACCCAAUACCAGCAAUCCAAAUGAGCUCCGAGGUAAACCAUGGAUGCUCAAAGACGGUGACAUGAUUGCAUUCUUGGAUCAACGUGAAGAUCCUGAACAAAACGAUCGAUUCGCAUUGAUCAUGGAGAAAAACAACUACAAAUCAAACAACUACGGAGCUAACAACAGCAACUCUAGAAAACAAAAUCAAACCACCAAAUAUAGAGCACCAGAAAGAGAAUUAAAGAUUCAACUUGAUGAAUAUUAA
This is a messenger RNA of Heterostelium album PN500, 5076 nucleotides long. It is a transcript of the gene usp40, whose product is annotated as peptidase C19 family protein. Gene Ontology annotation, cellular component: cytosol; nucleus. Gene Ontology annotation, molecular function: cysteine-type deubiquitinase activity; cysteine-type endopeptidase activity. Gene Ontology annotation, biological process: protein deubiquitination. Lineage: Eukaryota; Evosea; Eumycetozoa; Acytosteliales; Acytosteliaceae. The transcript is spliced from 6 exons. The record is from RefSeq and is a predicted model, not a curated record. The coding region runs from base 1 to 5076 and encodes 1691 amino acids.